Messenger RNA from Mytilus californianus (California mussel), 1568 nucleotides. RefSeq lists its product as uncharacterized. The transcript has 5 exons. Lineage: Eukaryota; Metazoa; Mollusca; Bivalvia; Mytilida; Mytilidae. Bases 7 to 924 code for a protein of 305 amino acids. The record is from RefSeq and is a predicted model, not a curated record.
ACAAACAUGGCAUUUUGGAUCGUUCAUUUUCUGGUGUUAUCAUUAGUUUUAAGCGUAGAAGGACAGAUAGAUUGUCAAUAUGAAACGGCAAUUGCCAACUGCUUCUGUAGUACAGAAAUUAACAUACUUCAAAACGUCAGAAUUGUUGAAAUUCAGUCUGAAAGUUGUAAUUGCACCAUCAAUUUUCUUGAGGCACAAGAGCAACCGCCAACAGUGGUACACAUGUUUAACAAAUUAUGCAAUUGGCACUGCAAUGAGAUAGAAUGUGUACCAGACAAUAUUUUACCAGAGGAAGGAAAAACAACCAGGAAACAGGAAAUAACUACAAAUCAUGUACCAGACAAUGUUUUACAGGAUUCUCAAUUGGAAAUGACUAACAAACAGAAAAUAUCCACAACACUGACUACAAAUCAAGUACAGGACAAAACAAUGAUGAACUAUGGUGACAAGAUGUCAAGCACCAUGGAAACUGCUAUGAUAGCAUUCUGGGCAGGGUGUGGAAUUUUUGGGAUGUUUACAUUCAUGUACCUCCUGAAAUGGAUACUACAACUGAAACGAAACACUACAUAUUUGCCAUUACACCAACCGCUAGACACCACCACCAUUACAGCCGACAGACACCAGAUAUCGCAAACACAGACCUCUUUUUUGAGUAUGAUUUCCUCUACUGUCCCGCCAUCACUCACUCCACCUCCGACAUCAACACCUGACUAUUCCAUAGACAGACUUCCUGUUUUUUCAUUUGAGUCUACACCAAUUGAACACACCAUACCCUUACCAAUAUCAGAUUCACCUACUACUUUUUUUGAAAACAGAGACUCCUCACCCGAACCGUCUGCUCCACCCAUGGAAAUGGUAGAACUGAAUGAACCGGUGGCCACCAGAACCCGCAACAAGAAGAAACAGUUAGAAGCAGCCUUGUAAAAAUUUUUAAUCAUGUUAUAUUUUCCUUAAUUGUUGAACUCUGGUAAUUUUUUAUUUAAAUAUUUAUAAACGCAAAAUAUUUUUUUAAGAAUAAUCUCUCCUUUAAUUGAAAAUUUAAUGGUAUAUUUUGAACACUUGAAAUUUUUAAAAAUAAACUAUUUACCCUCUCAUUUGAAAUUUUAAUACAUUUUCUCACCUGAAAUAAAAGAAUUGGAAAGAUUAGUCUGUACAUAUUAGAAAUACACUCAUUAGCUAGUAGAUUUUUGCUUGUUUUGAUUUUUAGGCCUAAUCCUUUUUAUUUAGGUCAAUGUAUUUGAGCCUUUAUUUUUUAUGUUGGAGAGGGGGUGAUGUUUUUCAUAAAGGGGGAAUAGUAAGGUGAAUGCAUUUAUUUUUAGUAUCUCAAUGAAGAUACAUACACCAAUUUCUUUAGUUAUAUAAUAUUUUUUUUUUUUUGUAUCUAUGAGAGGAUUCUUAUUAUUAAAAAACAAUAGAUCCAAAACACUCAAUGGUACAUACUUUUUUAAAUAUGGAUUUGCUGUCUCCCUAAUUUUAUUAAAAGUGCUUUAUGGUGAAAGGGUGUAUCUGGUUUUGCCUUUGAAUGUAUAUUAUUAUUUGACUACACUAGGAUAAUACACAUGUUUUAG